Molecule: messenger RNA, 1264 nt
Organism: Helianthus annuus (common sunflower)
Lineage: Eukaryota; Viridiplantae; Streptophyta; Magnoliopsida; Asterales; Asteraceae
Product: probable isoaspartyl peptidase/L-asparaginase 2
Exons: 4
Coding region: 93-1073 (326 amino acids)
Molecular function (GO): hydrolase activity
Source: RefSeq, a predicted model, not a curated record
CACCUUAAUCAUCGCCCACUCAUCUCAUUCCUUAAAAACACACACAAACCUUAAACCUAGCCAGUGUUUGUGUGUGUUCUAGAGCCUUAAAAAUGGUUGGGUGGGCUAUAGCUGUGCACGGUGGUGCCGGUGUCGACCCUAACCUCCCAACCGAACGUCAAGAACAGGCCAAACUACUACUCACUCGUUGCCUGAAUCUCGGUAUAUCGGCUCUUCAAUCGUCCGCUGCCGCCAUAGAUGUCGUGGAACUUGUGGUUCGUGAAUUGGAAACGGACCCAAUAUUCAACUCGGGGCGUGGAUCUGCGCUGACAGAGAAGGGAACGGUGGAGAUGGAAGCGAGCAUCAUGGAUGGGCCUGGCAGGCGAUGUGGGGCGGUGUCUGGUCUCACCACCGUGAAGAAUCCAGUUUCGCUCGCUCGUCUUGUUAUGGACAAAUCCCCACACUCGUAUCUGGCCUUUUCGGGCGCAGAAGAUUUCGCCAAACAAAUGGGUGUGGAAAGAGAAGAAAAUGACUAUUUUAUCACUGAAGACAACGUGGGGAUGCUUAAAGUAGCAAAGGAAGCCAACUCCAUUGUGUUUGAUUAUAGAAUCCCAACCACCGGAUACGAGUCAUGUGGAGUCGGCGUAGAGAGCCCAAUACGCAUGAACGGUCUUCCAAUAAGCGUCUACGCACCAGAGACAGUGGGAUGUGUGGUCGUUGAUAGCCAAGGGCGUUGUGCAGCCGCAACAUCUACAGGAGGGCUAAUGAACAAAAGGACCGGCAGGAUUGGAGACUCCCCACUUAUCGGAGCAGGGACAUACGCAUGUGAUGCGUGUGGCGUGUCAUGCACAGGUGAAGGCGAGGCCAUUAUCCGAGGAACCCUUGCACGAGAAGUGGCCGCGGUGAUGGAGUACAAAGGGUUGGGUUUACAAGAGGCAGUGGAUUUUGUGAUAAAAGAGAGGCUGGAUGAAGGGCAAGCAGGGCUCAUAGCGGUGUCGAAAACGGGUGAAGUGGCUUAUGGGUUCAAUUGUGUAGGUAUGUUUAGAGGGUGUGCUAGUGAAGAUGGGUUCAUGGAGGUUGGUAUAUGGGAAUGAUUGUCAAGCACACCCACUCAACAUAGUAUGUGUUGGUCUCAAUAAGUUGCAGGGUCUCUAGCUUUAGUUUUAUCUUGUUUUAUGUUCAUUUAUUUUUCUUUUAAUGUAGCCAAAUUAUGUUGGACUUUUGUUUUUACAAAACUGGCUUAUGUUGUUUUCUUUCUUUCUUUCUUUCUUUUAUGUUAAUUUCA